GGUCGGGCCGCGCUGCUGGGCGGGAGGCAGGGCGCUGGGUCAGCCCGCUCCCUCCGCCUGGGCUUCCAGCCCUCCGCCGGAGCCGGUGAUGCCGGUCCCGGAUCAGCGCUGCCCCCGCUGUUCCUCUCCCUCCCGGCGGCGGGCGAGCGCGGCGGCGGGGGGCUGAGGGCCCAGCGCGGGGCCGGGCCGGCCGCCGCGCCGCCAUGGUUCCCUGGGGAGCGGUGCUGUGGCGGCGGCUGCUGAGGAAGCGCUGGGUCCUCGGCGUCGUCUUCGGGCUCUCCCUCGUCUACUUCCUCUCCAGCACCUUCAAGCAGGAAGAGAGGACAGUGAGAGAUCGGAAUCUCCUCCAAGUGCAAGAGCACGAGCAGCCGAUCAUGUGGAAGGUGAAGUUCAGUUCGGGAAACAGCAGUCAGCUGAGUAACCAGUGCAGGAAUUCUGUGCAGGGGAAGCUCCUCAUUACAGAUGAACUGGGCUACAUCUGUGAGAGGAAGGACCUACUGAUAAAUGGCUGUUGUAACGUCAAUGUGCCCAGUACAAAGCUGUACAGCUGUGACAGCUGCCUUCCCAAUGGCUGCUGCAGUGUGUAUGAGUACUGUGUUUCCUGCUGCCUGCAGCCCAGCAAGCAACAUCUUCUGGAACGUUUCUUGAACCGAGCGGCUAUUGCUUUCCAAAACCUCUUCAUGGCAGUGGAAGAUCACUUUGAGCUGUGUCUGGCAAAAUGUAGGACUUCAUCACAGAGUGUACAGCAUGAAAACACCUAUAGAGAUCCAAUUGCAAAAUACUGCUACGGUGAAUAUCCCCCAGAGCUUCUGCCUGUUUGAAAGCUGCAUGAUCUAAGCAACAAAGGGAAGGAACUGGAGACUAGAAUCCAAAAGAGGAAGUCGACAGCUGUUGCUUUACAAGACCCUCAGGCUUAUGUUGUUUCUGGUGACAAACCCUGAGGUGUACAGUGUGAGUGAGGGACUUCAGUUAUCCAGGAUUGAGUCUUGCUUUCUUCAGUUUGUUCUGCACUUGCUUGACAGUACUAGUACUGUGCUAGAGUACUUGUACAUUCUUUGAAUACUUCCUCUAAAUUUUAGCAUGCAUGGAGUCGAUCUAGUCUGUAAAACAUCAUAGGAAAAAUACCUGCUGUAGCUUUGCAGCUGAAUGUGGAGGUUAAAUAGUGCCUCUGCAGUCCAGAGACAUUCCAGAGUGACAGUAAUAACUGGAGGAUUCUUGCUUUUAGAGAGUAAAGCAUGCCUGUUGUGCUUCUCUCUCUGGAGCAUUUCUUGACAUGCAUGGUGUAGACUACAUAUGUAAUUAUGAAUUAUUUAUUAAUUUUAUAUGGAUUUCUAGCUGAAAGUACUGAUGCUUUGCAUAGCUAGUUGUUGAUGCCUUUCCGUCCCUGUUUUGUUAUGUCAAGUAGAAAGGAUAUUUUAGAUCCUGACUAAAAUUGGUUGCUUUUUUUCCCUCCUUAGUCUACAAGAAUUGUGUUGGGAUUUGUUGCUAUAAUGCUUACGUUCCUCUUAGUGAGUUUAAAGCAUUCAGAACUCCAAUGGAGUUGUUAUUCUGUCAAAAUCCCAUAGCAUGAGAAGAGCAGAGAUCUGCCUAGGAUGGGAUAUUUACUGUCUGUAAACAGUUUCCUUGUUAACUCUGCAACACUUUCCUCGAAGAGGAGUCUUAGUCUUGUAAACAGCUCUCUGUUAGUCCAUUUUGUAACAGGGAACACUGAAGAUUUGUUUGCUUGAAUGCAUUCAGGCCUUGGUAAUUCCAAUAUACUUCAGUCCUGAUUGUGCAGGAGGCAAAUGGGUGGAGUUGUUCUAGGAUUUCAGUUUAAUGAUGUCCGUGUGCAUUAAGUAAUUGCAAUAUCAGAACAUGGCACACGCCUUCCUCUGGGGACAACUGUUGCAUGAGUGCAGUUAAACACUGAUGGUGUUUUUGAUUUGCUGUUUGACAUACUUCCUACUCUGGAAUUUCAGUCUGAUUAUAAUUGUAGAACAGGGUUUGUCCUCCCACAAUUUAUCCUGGCUCGCUGAAGUUGCAGUUUAAACCAUCUCUAUCUUAAGGCCACACAACACAGAAAAGAUGGGUAGAGAACCUGUAAAAUGCUGACUGAAUUUGUGCUACUCCUGCAAGUCACUGGGCAAAAUCUAAGUGCUAGACAAAAAUUAGGCUGUUCUUUUUGAUAUGCAGAGCCUCAUUUAUCUUAUUUUUACCCCAUUCAUCUCCUCCAUGAUUUUGACUUUGUGUAUGCUUGUUUAAACUGAUACAUGACCAAAUUAGAACAAUCUACAGAGGCUUCAAAAAACCCAACAAGCAUAGUGGUGGAGUAUCCUGGCAUCUGUAGAAUGCUAUUGCAUUUACAGAUGAUAUAAACAAGAAGUAGUGUUACCCACCAUCUGAUAAAAUCCACUUGCAUUAUUUUCAUUGUUCUUUCCCAGAAGUCAUCAAGAGAGGUAAUGGUUCUGUCAGCAGAUUCUCCUGAAAAUCUCGUUUUUCCAGAAGCUUAAAAGCUUCAGCAUUAGCAGUUUAUCCAGCUGAAAAGUUGUCUCCCCUCUGCUGCCAUCCUAUGGCAACUUGCUGACAGGACACAGUGUGAAGAUGCAGUGUGAAAUGCUGUCUUCAGAGGGUAGCAGAGGUUACUUCUCUUGUCAGUGUUAAACAGUCUUCACCCCUGUUCCAGCACUUCAUAACUGUUUUCCUCAGGGAAGGCCAUCGGGUUGGUCUGUUUUAUCAGUCCUGCUGAGAUGUAUUCCAGCAUGUCAUAUUUUUUCACCAUGACUGAUGAGAUCAAGAUACGGAUAGCUUGCUCUUGUUUUCUUUUCCAACUUGGUGUUAAUUUGUUAGCAGGUGAUACCACCAAUUGAAGCAGGAAUUGUAAGAAAUUAUAAAAACCAGGCUAACUUGGACUUAAGUGGGAAUUCCUGACCCCUUUUGUCUCCUAGAAAAACAGGAUGUGUGCUGUGACCAUCGUCUAUUCAAUGUAACAGAAACUUCAUCCUCCCUCCCUGGUGUUGAGCUCUUCAACUAGUGUCUAGGUUACAUGUUAAAUCAUUAAAAACAUACCUAUGUUCCAAAUUA
This is a messenger RNA of Colius striatus (speckled mousebird), 3060 nucleotides long. RefSeq names its product SREBF pathway regulator in golgi 1 (gene SPRING1). The record is from RefSeq and is a predicted model, not a curated record. The coding region runs from base 204 to 821 and encodes 205 amino acids. Gene Ontology annotation, biological process: positive regulation of SREBP signaling pathway. The transcript is spliced from 5 exons. Lineage: Eukaryota; Metazoa; Chordata; Aves; Coliiformes; Coliidae.